Eremothecium cymbalariae DBVPG#7215 is the source of this 1563-nucleotide messenger RNA. RefSeq names its product Mvp1p (gene MVP1). Gene Ontology annotation, molecular function: phosphatidylinositol-3-phosphate binding. The coding region runs from base 1 to 1563 and encodes 520 amino acids. NCBI's taxonomy places the organism in Eukaryota, Fungi, Ascomycota, Saccharomycetes, Saccharomycetales, Saccharomycetaceae. The transcript has a single exon. Gene Ontology annotation, cellular component: endosome. Gene Ontology annotation, biological process: retrograde transport, endosome to Golgi; protein targeting to vacuole. The record is from RefSeq and is a predicted model, not a curated record.
AUGAAUUUUAGCAAUGAAGACCCGUGGAAGGGGCUUGAAACAAUAGGAUCACCUAAUGAUGCGUGGGCCAAUAUGAAUAGAGUUUCUGAUGAUUCAUCGGGCCAAAUAGCAGUUCCAGGGCGACGGGUUGAUGCGGUUUCAUCCAUAACGUUGAUUGAUUCUUCUCUUUCUGCAGAGGUUAAGGAGACUAUACGUAAUAAUUAUCGUGAUCGUAAUUUAUAUGAGACAGAUAGCAGUGGGUUAGAGCAGCAAGUUUGGGGUCCGCCCACAGAAGUAGGUAAAGCAAUGAAUGUGUCGGUACUUGAUAAAAUCGAUGUACCUAGUGGGGCGGGUGAGGGGAUACUGCAAGAGGCAAGGAGUGAGGAGUUAUCUAACUGGAUUGAUAAUCUGAGGAAGACUUACAACCCUUUAUCUAGUGAUAUUGUUGUUGUUGAGGAGAUUCUGGAGCGCGAGGGGCUGCUUUUUAAGCACACUAAUUAUUUGGUGAAACAUCUGAUUGCUCUUCCAAACACUACACCAUCUUCGAAUCGUACAGUAAUUCGAAGGUACUCUGACUUCAAUUGGUUACAAGAGGUUUUAUUGAAAAAAUAUCCAUUUAGAAUGAUUCCUGAGUUGCCUCCUAAGAAGAUUGGGGCUCAGAAUGCGGACCCUAUAUUUCUAGUGAGGAGAAGGAAAGGAUUGAGUCGGUUUAUUAAUCUCGUUAUGAAACAUCCAGUCUUGAGUUUUGACGAUUUGGUAUUGACCUUUUUGACGGUGCCCACGGAUUUGGGCAGUUGGAGGAAGCAGGCGAACUACGACACCACCGAAGAGUUUACUGAUCAAAAGAUCGACAAAGCGUUCAUAAAUAUGUGGCAAAAGGAAUUAGGUAAUCAGUGGAAUGAAGCUGAUGUGAAGAUUGAUGCAUUGCUGGAGUCAUGGAUAAAGAUAUCAGUUUUGGUUGAUCGGUACGAAAGAAGAAUGAAACAAAUUUCCGACGAACGCAGAUUAUUGGGAUCUGUAAUGGAAGAGUUCGCUGCCAGCACUGAUGCAUUAUAUCCCUUGGAUGAAAGCAGUAUCCAGGGCGUCAAUUCGCAUAUCAAGAUAAUCUCAAACCAUUUGAAUCAGUUGGCGGAUAUUUCAAAGAAAGAGUUGAAUGAAGUUGAUGAGCGGUUAUCUGUCAAGUUUAAGACGUUCAUCGAUAUAAUCAUCUCCUUAAGGGGCGUGUUUGAACGCUAUAAGAUAAUGGCAGGCAAUAAUAUCCCCCAACUACAAAGAAAAUUAGAAAUUAAUAUGGAGAAGUUACAAACCUUGAGUAACAAGCCAGAUGUAAAGGGCGCUGAAUAUGAAAGGAUUAAGCAGAUAGUUCAAAGAGAUAAAAGAACCAUUGCAGAACAGGUGAAUAGGUCGUGGCUAAUCAGAAAAGGUAUUUUAGAAGAGUUUACUAUCUUUCAAGAAACACAAUUUUUUGUGACACAUAUAUUUCAAGAGUGGGCUAGGAUGCACGUUGGGUUUAGUAAUGAGAAUUCUGAAUGCUGGGAGAAGUUGUACACGAAUUUAGAAGAUAUGCCACUGAGUAGGAACUGA